Molecule: messenger RNA, 1749 nt
Organism: Aspergillus puulaauensis
Lineage: Eukaryota; Fungi; Ascomycota; Eurotiomycetes; Eurotiales; Aspergillaceae
Gene: vac8
Product: protein anchor VAC8
Exons: 6
Coding region: 1-1749 (582 amino acids)
Biological process (GO): vacuole inheritance; nucleus-vacuole junction assembly
Cellular component (GO): fungal-type vacuole membrane
Molecular function (GO): protein-membrane adaptor activity; protein binding
Source: RefSeq, a predicted model, not a curated record
AUGGCCGGAAUCGCGAAUGCAUGUCUCUCUGGCCUGUCGACAGUCGACCGUUAUUGCCGAAUCACCGCCUGCCUUGGGGCCUGCCUUAGUCCUUUCGGCGGUCGCUCAAGAGAAGGAAUUUAUGACACAACGUUGGCGGACAAUGAACGGGAAGCUGUAUCUGAUCUGUUAGGCUACCUUGAAAACAGAGCUGAAACGGACUUCUUCUCCGGCGAGCCCCUUCGUGCUCUGAGCACUCUAGUCUACUCCGAAAAUGUAGACCUCCAACGAAGCGCCAGUCUAACAUUCGCUGAGAUCACAGAACGAGAUGUGCGCGAAGUCGAUAGGGACACUCUCGAACCAAUCCUUUUCCUGCUACAGAGUUCUGAUAUCGAGGUUCAACGGGCUGCAAGUGCGGCUCUUGGUAACCUUGCGGUGAAUGCGGAUAACAAGGUGUUGAUCGUUGCCCUAGGAGGGCUUGCCCCGUUAAUAAAGCAAAUGAUGUCGCCUAACGUUGAGGUUCAGUGUAAUGCAGUCGGCUGCAUUACUAACCUUGCUACCCAUGAAGAUAACAAGGCUAAGAUUGCCCGGUCCGGCGCCCUGGGCCCGCUAAUUCGCCUCGCGAAGUCAAAAGAUAUGCGUGUACAGCGCAAUGCGACAGGGGCCCUUCUGAACAUGACACAUUCAGACGACAACAGGCAACAGCUUGUCAAUGCUGGUGCGAUUCCGGUCCUCGUUCAAUUGCUUUCUUCCUCCGACGUCGAUGUCCAGUACUAUUGCACGACUGCCCUUAGUAACAUUGCCGUUGAUUCGUCAAAUCGCAAACGACUUGCCCAAACAGAGUCACGAUUGGUCCAGUCGCUCGUGCAUUUAAUGGACUCGUCUACCCCGAAAGUGCAGUGCCAGGCUGCUCUAGCUCUUCGAAACCUUGCAUCCGACGAAAAGUACCAGCUUGAGAUUGUUCGCGCCAAAGGGUUACCGCCUCUACUCCGCCUCCUACAGUCAUCCUAUCUCCCUCUCAUUCUCUCCGCAGUUGCCUGCAUUCGUAAUAUCUCAAUUCACCCUCUCAACGAAUCGCCUAUUAUCGACGCCGGAUUCCUUAAGCCGCUGGUUGAUCUUUUGGGAUCAACAGAUAAUGAAGAAAUUCAAUGCCACGCUAUCUCUACCCUUCGAAAUCUUGCCGCUAGCUCGGACCGCAACAAAGAGCUUGUCCUUCAAGCUGGUGCAGUCCAAAAGUGUAAAGAUCUUGUCCUCCGCGUACCCAUCAGUGUUCAGUCCGAAAUGACUGCUGCUAUAGCCGUCUUGGCUCUUAGCGAUGACCUGAAACCCCAUCUUCUCAAUCUUGGUGUCUUCGAUGUGUUGAUUCCUUUGACGGAGUCUGACAGCAUUGAAGUUCAAGGAAACAGCGCUGCCGCGCUAGGCAAUCUUUCAUCCAAAGUUGGAGACUACACUAUCUUUGUCCGAGACUGGGCGGAUCCCAACGGCGGUAUCUACGGCUACCUAAAGCGAUUUCUUGCUAGCGGAGACCCUACUUUCCAGCAUAUCGCCAUCUGGACACUUCUUCAACUUCUUGAGUCUGAGGACCAGCGCCUUCUAGGCUAUAUUGCCAGCUCAGAGGAUCUUGUUCAUAUGGUUAAGUCAAUAUCUGACAAGAACAUUGAGUCCGAUGAAGAAGAUACGGAGGACGGCGAAGCCGAGGUUAUUGCGUUGGCGCGGCGAUGCCUCGAGUUUCUCGGAGGCGGGCCUAAACAGACUCUGGUAGAAGGUUAA